Arachis ipaensis is the source of this 3534-nucleotide messenger RNA. RefSeq names its product cellulose synthase A catalytic subunit 1 [UDP-forming]. Gene Ontology annotation, biological process: cellulose biosynthetic process. The record is from RefSeq and is a predicted model, not a curated record. Gene Ontology annotation, cellular component: membrane. Gene Ontology annotation, molecular function: cellulose synthase (UDP-forming) activity. Lineage: Eukaryota; Viridiplantae; Streptophyta; Magnoliopsida; Fabales; Fabaceae.
AUGGAGGCAACCGCUGGAAUGGUUGCUGGAUCACACAAACGGAACGAGCUUGUUCGGAUUCGCCACGAUUCUACCGAUAGUGGGUCUAAGCCUUUGAAGAAUUUAAAUGGCCAAAUCUGUCAAAUAUGUGGUGAUACUGUUGGCCUAACUGCCACUGGUGAUGUCUUUGUUGCCUGCAAUGAGUGUGCCUUCCCGGUUUGUCGUCCGUGUUACGAGUAUGAAAGGAAGGAUGGGAACCAGUCUUGUCCCCAGUGCAAGACAAGAUACAAGAGGCACAGAGGGAGUCCUCGAGUAGAGGGGGACGAUGAGGAGGAUGAUAUUGAUGAUAUAGAUAAUGAAUUCAAUUAUAAUAGCCAGGGAAAUACCAAGGCAAAGCGGCAGUGGGAAGAAGAUGCUGACCUUUCUUCGUCAUCUAGACGUGAUCCUCAACAACCGAUUCCACUUCUCACGAAUGGACAGCCGAUGUCGGGUGAGAUUCCUACUCCUGAUACUCAAUCUGUGCGAACUACAUCGGGUCCUUUGGGUCCAUCUGACAAGGUUCACUCACUUGCCUAUACUGAUCCACGGCAACCAGUUCCUGUAAGAACUGUUGAUCCAACCAAGGACUUAAAUUCUUAUGGCCUGGGGAAUGUUGACUGGAAAGAAAGGGUUGAAGGUUGGAAACUCAAGCAGGAGAAAAAUAUGGUGCAAAUGACUGGUAGAUACAAUGAAGGGAAAGGAGGUGACAUCGAAGGAACUGGUUCUAAUGGGGAAGAACUUCAAAUGGUUGAUGAUGCUAGACAGCCGUUGAGUCGUGUGGUGCCUAUUCCUUCAUCUCAGCUGACCCCUUAUCGUGUCGUUAUUAUACUCCGGCUGAUUAUUCUCGGGUUCUUCUUACAAUACCGUGUAACUCAUCCUGUGAAUGAUGCAUACCCACUAUGGUUGACUUCAGUUAUUUGUGAGAUUUGGUUUGCCUUAUCCUGGCUCUUGGAUCAGUUUCCAAAAUGGUUUCCCAUUAACCGUGAGACAUAUCUUGAAAGGCUUGCAUUAAGGUAUGACCGUGAUGGAGAACCGUCACAAUUGGCCCCUGUUGAUGUUUUUGUCAGUACAGUGGAUCCACUCAAAGAGCCUCCGCUUGUAACUGCAAACACUGUUUUGUCCAUUCUUUCUGUUGAUUACCCUGUAGACAAGGUUUCCUGCUACGUAUCAGACGAUGGUUCAGCUAUGUUAACUUUUGAAGCCCUAUCGGAAACAGCUGAGUUUGCAAAGAAGUGGGUGCCCUUCUGCAAAAAGCACAGUAUUGAGCCAAGAGCCCCUGAGUUUUAUUUUCAACAGAAGAUUGAUUACUUGAAGGACAAGAUUCAACCUUCUUUUGUAAAGGAGAGACGAGCAAUGAAGAGAGAAUAUGAAGAAUUCAAAGUGAGGAUCAAUGCCCUUGUAGCUAAAGCUCAAAAGAUGCCAGAAGAAGGAUGGACAAUGCAAGAUGGAACUCCUUGGCCUGGAAAUAAUCCCAGGGAUCAUCCUGGAAUGAUUCAAGUAUUUCUAGGUCAUAGUGGUGGUCUCGACACAGAUGGAAAUGAGCUACCUAGACUUGUAUAUGUUUCUCGUGAGAAGCGACCUGGCUUCCAGCAUCACAAAAAGGCCGGAGCUAUGAAUGCCUUGAUUCGAGUUUCUGCUGUGUUGACCAAUGGUGCAUAUCUUCUGAAUGUCGAUUGUGAUCACUACUUCAAUAAUAGCAAAGCUCUUAAGGAAGCCAUGUGCUUCAUGAUGGAUCCUGCUUUUGGAAAGAAAACAUGCUAUGUACAAUUUCCUCAGAGGUUCGAUGGCAUUGACUUGCACGAUCGAUAUGCCAAUCGCAAUAUUGUGUUCUUUGAUAUCAACUUGAAGGGUCUGGAUGGUAUUCAAGGCCCAGUCUAUGUCGGAACUGGUUGCUGUUUCAAUAGGCAGGCUCUGUAUGGUUAUGAUCCUGUGUUGACCGAGGAAGAUUUGGAGCCUAACAUUAUUGUGAAGAGUUGUUGGGGUUCUAGGAAGAAGGGAUCGGGUGGCCACAAAAGAUUCAAUGACAAGAAGAGGGGUGUUAAAAGAACUGAAUCCACUGUUCCCAUCUUUAAUAUGGAAGACAUAGAAGAGGGUGUUGAAGGGUAUGAUGAUGAGAGGUCACUUCUUAUGUCACAAAAGAGCUUAGAGAAACGAUUUGGUCAGUCUCCAGUUUUUAUUGCAGCCACCUACAUGGAACAGGGUGGCAUUCCUCCAUCGACCAACCCUGCAACUCUUCUUAAGGAAGCAAUCCAUGUUAUCAGCUGUGGUUAUGAAGACAAAACAGAAUGGGGCAAAGAGAUUGGAUGGAUCUAUGGUUCUGUGACUGAAGAUAUUUUGACCGGGUUUAAGAUGCAUGCACGUGGUUGGAUUUCCAUUUAUUGCAUGCCACCUCGCCCGGCAUUCAAGGGUUCAGCUCCUAUCAAUCUUUCUGAUCGUCUUAACCAGGUGCUUCGGUGGGCCUUGGGUUCAAUUGAGAUCUUUCUAAGUAGGCAUUGUCCCUUGUGGUAUGGGUACAAUGGGAGGUUGAGGCCUCUUCAGAGAUUUGCUUAUAUUAACACUAUCGUCUACCCUCUUACCUCAAUUCCACUGCUUGCAUACUGUACCCUUCCAGCAUUUUGUCUUCUCACCAAUAAAUUUAUUAUUCCUGAGAUAAGCAACUUCGCCAGCAUGUGGUUUAUCCUCCUUUUUGUCUCCAUUUUCGCCACUUCAAUCCUCGAGCUUAGGUGGAGUGGGGUCAGCAUAGAAGACUGGUGGAGGAAUGAACAGUUCUGGGUCAUCGGUGGCACAUCCGCACAUCUUUUCGCUGUGUUCCAAGGUCUUCUCAAGGUGCUCGCCGGGAUUGACACAAACUUCACUGUCACGUCAAAGGCCUCGGACGACGACGGGGAGUUUGCCGAGCUUUACGUGUUCAAAUGGACGUCUCUCCUCAUCCCACCGACAACAGUGCUCAUUGUGAAUUUAGUAGGGAUUGUUGCCGGCGUGUCGUACGCCAUAAACAGUGGCUACCAAUCUUGGGGUCCAUUGUUUGGAAAACUCUUCUUUGCCAUUUGGGUCAUUGCACAUCUAUAUCCAUUCUUGAAGGGUCUUUUGGGAAGGCAAAACAGAACACCAACCAUUGUUAUUGUUUGGUCUAUUCUUCUUGCUUCUAUAUUCUCGUUGCUUUGGGUCAGAAUUGACCCUUUCACCAAUGGGUCCAACAAAUCGUCCUCUGGUCAAUGUGGCAUAGACUGUUAAGGUUAAAUUUUGGGGAUUAUUUUUUGUAUAAUGUAUUAAGGUUCACCCCCUUUUGAUCUCCUCGUGUUUGGAGAAACUCUAGAGUUCCAAGUGUUUGUAUAUAUUGCAAGAACAUAAGUCCAUUUAAGGUUGUCUUGGAGGGUUGUCCCCUUCAUGUAUCGUUCGUUUAUUUUUUUAAACCUUAUUUGGUCCUUGUAAGAAUAGGUUAUGUUAAGAUGUACUUGUGUCAUGUACUUUGAACACAUAAUAUAAAUUAUAUUUAUGCAAGUAAUUGAAUUCAAA